AGCGAGGUCUGUGCUCUCCUCGUGCAAAUAAAGAGAGCUUAGAAGUGCCGGAGGUCUGAGUGAGGUCCUUUGAGUUGGGAGAUCUGAGUAGUUAGGUGACUGUCUUUUUACGCUUCAUUUGCGUUUCCUAAAGAACAAGAAGAUGAGACGCACAAUCACUCUGCUCAGUGCGGGUACGGCCACCGCAGAGGCCGUGUCCAAGCCCAACCCAAUCAGGCGAGUCGUUACGCUGCUCCAGGAGAUGGCAACUGAAAUCGAGACAGAAAUCGAGAAGGAAGCCAAGGUGAUAUUUCCUUACACAACCAGAAACUUUUUGAUGCGACUCCUCGACAUGGUGAUAAUUCGUUGUGCGCGUCAAUUUGCGGCCCAACAUCAUUGCCAUUUGCGUUUAGAACGAUGGCGCUCGAUCUGGAGACAACACGGGAAAACUUUCUCCUCCCGACUCUCGGGAGAAAGUGUCCCUUGACUUAAGACUCUUUACAAGUCGCGAAGAAAAACUCCAUAUACUUGUUGUAGUUGUAGUUCAAUCAUGUGUAACUUGUCGAGCAACCAUAGGAAGGUCACCAAAUUUUCCUUGUCAUCCCUCAGGCCUACGAAAAGUUCCAGUGCUAUUGCAAGAAGAACGAUGGUGCAUUAGAUUCCAAGACAAAGGAGGCGGCAGCCCUCAUUAAGAAGACAACGGCAGAGGUCGAGGGACUUACAGGCCAGAAAAAGCAGCUAGCAGAGGAAUUGAAAAAGCAUAAGAAGGUACUUCACUCCUACCUUGUCUGCAGAUGAAAGAAACAGGAAGUAGCAAGAUACAGUUUUGAUUGCCUUUGGAUACAUCAACUAUCUUUUUGUAGUUACGAUCAAACUUUAUUCAACAAAAACAUAUUCUAUAUCUCGCCUGAACACAUCAGGACCGAGCAGAGGCGCAGAAGAAACUAGAGGCUGCAACAAAGCAGAGAUCAGAGGAAGAAACCAAAUAUGAUGAAGCCACGAAGGAGCAGCGAAAAACGCUGGCCGAUUUAGAUAAGGCUAUUUCAGCCCUCGAGAAGGGAAUGGGAAAGUCGUUUUUGCAGACUGGAGCAGCCGGAUACCUGCGCAAGGUGAGACUUUGUUUUUUAGAUUCAGGUUUGAGUUCUCUGGUCUGGAUUUAGAAUUUGGUUUUCGAUUUCAUGCUUCCUUCGUGUCAGUCGGAUGCCAACGUUUACUCGCUUCUAAAUACCUCCAACGCCCCAUCGCCUAGGUUGUCGAGAGCAACAGUGCAUCCAUGUCCCUUCUUGACGUCAGCGAUCAGGAGACUAUUGCAUCGUUCUUGGAGAGCGGCAAGGACUAUGCGCCAGCUAGCGGUGAGAUCGUUGGUAUCCUGAAGAUGAUGAAGGAUAACUUCGACGAGUCCCUCGGAGGAAUUGUCGGCGAGGAGGAGAAGGCCGUCAAGGCGUUCACCGAGCUCAAGGCUACUUUAUGAAAAGGAACAAGAUUUGGUAUCCGUCUUUCUUUAGAUUUAGAAGAUGGAUAGCUAGACCGGAGUCACCGUCUGAGAGCAGAGGACUGACAUCCACCUACUCAGCAAGUCAGAUAGUCCAUAACCAAAGGGUGCUCGUCCUACUAAGCUUUGACUCUCGUUUCCUCUUUCAUACCCUCUGACCGAGCUGAUCAAGGCUUCCGGCUCCGCUAUCGAGAAGAAGGCAGAGCUGAAGGGACAAGUUGCUGUCAAGAUCGUCGAGGGAAAGAACAUGAUUAGCACUACGGAGAAGCAGAUGUCCGACGACAUGGCCACGGCUGCCGCGCUCAAGGACGCCUGCGGUAACAAGGGAGACGAGUUCAAGACUCGCCAGGAGGAUGCUUCUGCCGAAGUCGGUGCCAUCAACCAGGCGAUUGGCGUUUUGAACAACGACGACGCCCUUGACUUGUUCAAGAAGACCGACACCAAGGCUCUAGUUCAGCAGAGCGUCAGUCUUUUGCAGACUUCCGCCAGGAACAGUGACAACGCCAAGACCGAACUUGUCCAGCAAUUAGAGUCCGUUGCCAGAAUUGCUAAGAACCCAUCGCUUGCUAUGCUCGCAUUGACCUCCAAGCAGGCCUUGAAAGCUGGCGUUGACUUCAGCAAGAUCAUGAAAAUGAUCGACGACAUGAUUGUCCUUCUCAAGAAGGAAGCCGAAGAUGACAUCAAGGCCCGCGAUUCCUGCUCCGCUUCCUUCGCCGAAUCCGAAGCCACCAAAAAGGACGCCGAGCACGCCAUCAAGGGUAAUGACGAGUAGAGCCUUCAUGAAUACAACCUCCAUUACUUCUAUCUGCUGGGCCGAAUCUGUUUCUGGGUAGUUCCAAACCUUAAAAGCAAAACUAAAUCUUCGUGAUAGGUUCGCCUUGAAAGCUGUCAAUAUCUAAAAUUCGCUUCUGACCAGGUCUCGGAUCCAGCAUCGACGAACUUGCGGGUGCUAUCGAAGCCCAGGCCGCUAUCAUGGAGAAGAGCGCUACUGAUGUGAAGACCGCCCAAGAAUCUAUGGCUGCCGCCACUGAACAGCGCAAAGCCGAUAACGCCGAAUUCAUCGAGGCCGUCGACCUCAACAAGCAGGUAAUAAAAAAAAGAUCUCUGUGCUUGGAGAUUAGAAGCACACUACAAUGCCUCUGAGAAGUUUUGAAGCGAAAUUAGUGUGAACCACUCCAGUCUUCAUCACUUCAUUCACGAAUCAAUGCAAUUACCACCAAUUGCCACCAACACCAUCAAGUACACCAAUUCAUGCAGGCCGUCGAGCUGAUCGGAAAGGCAAAGAACAAGCUGAACGCAUACUACAACCCGCAGCUUGUCCCGAAGGAAAAGCCGGCUGAGCUCACCGCCGAAGAGGAACUUGAGCAGGGAUUUAAGGAGGUACUUCUACUUGUUGGGGACUACGUUGAUUCUUCAUGGAAAAUUUAGAUAGAUGUUGAAAAUCCUCAAGCUCAUUUCUCAACAAUCCUCAACAUUUUCCUUGCACAACACCAGGCCCUGAUCCAGCCGCACUCUUUCGUGCAAGUGUCUUCUCGCCAGUUGCCAGAGGGUAUGCCAGAGACCUUCGAAGGUGAUCGCAAGAACAAGGGCGGCAAGGGAGCCUCCGUCCUGGCCUUGAUGGACAUGCUCGCUAACGACAUCAACAAAGACACCGAUGCCCUGGAGCACGACGAGACCGUCGCUCAGAAGGACUACGAGGCCUUGAGCAAGGAUCUUGCUGAACAGAUCGCUGAGAGCACCAAGGCAGGCAACGACGCUGCAGCCUCCAAGGCUGCUGCCGAAGAGGAGAAGCAGACCGCGGAAUCCACCCUCAGCAUGAAGGAAGAGGAGCUCGCAGACGUCGUCCAGACGAUCGCGGACCUGCACGCCAAGUGCGACUUCAUCAUCGGCGCAUUCGAGGAGCGCAAGGCUGCACGCGAGAACGAAGUCGCCGGCCUCGGCAAGGCCAAGGCUAUCUUGGCAGGUGCCAAGUUCGACUAAGCAGGUUCUGAAUUCGACUAUGGAGAGGCCGAGUUGGACCAAGCAGGUACUGGGUUCGACUGAGCCGAGCUCUUGGACCAAGCGGGUGUCGUUGAGGACGGAUGAGUUCUAGAAGAAGGAACACACUGGAAGAACUAGUACACACUUCUAGUUCUAAACACUAUCAAUCCAAAAAUCAACAAAAUGUACAGUUGUAUUAGAAUGUAUCCAGUCGUUGGAAUAUCUUGUUUACGCAUCAUGUGGUUUCGUCGUGUUUCCUAAUGUAUUUAGAAAUAGACUCCCUCGAAGGCUAUGCGGGAGUUGUUACACUUUCAUCAUGUCAUCUCAGUUUACUUCACUAAACUUUCUAGCUUAAAUUGUUUACAUCGUAUCUUCUAUUCUUAUUUGUCGUAGUUAGCAAGCGGCCCAUGGGUCGCGGUAGUGCGAGGCACUACAGCAGACAUUUCUCUUAGAUUAUUAGACAUUGUCGUUGUAUUUUUCAUUUUUUUCACUUUUUUCUGACCACUGAGAUAUUUUCCGAGAUGCGAUUGUUUGUGGAAAAUCUAAAUCAGAUAUUAUUAUAGGUGAUGGGAUUCUCUUACGAGAAGGGCAAAAAUCAG
Messenger RNA from Amoebophrya sp. A25, 4050 nucleotides. Lineage: Eukaryota; Dinophyceae; Syndiniales; Amoebophryaceae. The record is from the annotation of a GenBank genome assembly.